GUUUGCAUUCAAAUUUCAUUAGACAAGGUAAUGGAAAAUAUGUCUCAUAGUCUAAACGUCAAGUCUCAAGUGAAAUUCCCAGUGUCCGUAUGAUAUCGGUCACUUCCUGGAUACGGUAAGCCCUGAUAUCUUUCCGCUUUUAGCAGAUUCCGUCCCCACUUCUCCAACCACGCCAAAAGUUCUUAUAACAGACACAGGCACAGCUUCACGAGCUUCAAUGUGAACAUCAGCCAAAUCAUGGACGGACGUGACAGAACUUUCCUCCUGCUCCAAGUAUUUCUCUGUUUCUUUGUCUUCGCUUCGACUGAGGAGACUAAGCAGAAUUGUUCUCAGGUACAGUGUCCAGGACCGCUGAUAUAUUACAAUGACGUGGGAUGCACUCCUGUGUACAAGAACGAAGGAGACUGUUGCGCCUACAAAUACAACUGUGACCAUCUAGAUGCUAGAUCACCAAAUAAGUGUUACAUUAAGCACAGGAGCUAUGAAGCUGGAGAAUUUGUAAAUCGUGAAGAUAUAAAAUUUUGUAACAAGAAAUGUGCCUGUGUGACUGGAAGGGAGUCAACAGGAUUCUGGUGCUUCCAAAUCCGCUAUGAUUAUGGUUUCGACUUUGACCCCAGUUGUUACCUGAAACGUAACAUUUAUGAAUGUGGUCCAGGAAUACCAACUUGCCAUAAAAACGAAUCGGAGAUUCCACGGUGCGUUGUGGAUGGGUAUACGUAUAUGGCCGGAAGAACCUUCGUACCAAAGAACGAGCCAUGGAAAUGGUGCAUCUGUCAGGAAGGCUAUAAGGAUGGUAAUUUUGAACCAUUCUGUGCAAUAUCGGAAAUCAGGUGCGAUGUAGAAUACUAUCAAAAUAAGGAAAUCGCCAAUAAAAAUGCACCAGUAUACGACGUGACUGAACAUCCUACUAUCAGUUGUACUAACCGUUGGCGUCGUCAAAACGCGGAAGAUACUGUAAUACCAAAUCCAAAUGGACCCAGAGCCUCUGAAGAAAACUCUUCUGGUGGAGAAGAUCUGACCUGCAAAUUUGGCAACCUCACCAUGAAUAUCGGGGACGAGCUUAGUCGAAAUGGAGACGAUUCGAGGUGUAUGAGAUGCAUUUGCGAAGUGCCGCCUACACCAACUUGUAAAACUGAUUAUUCUAAUUGCUUUUAAGCAAAUAUUUCUCUGGGUGGGAAAUGUAUUUGAAUAUAUAAUAUAGAGAGUCGCUGAAUUCUAUUUGAAGUUCUAGAAGUGAAUAAAAACAUUGAGUAGACUUGUAAGCGAAAUUCGACUGAGCUGCGAAUGUUGUUGUUUAUUAGCAGCUAAGAACUGAAGAAUAUUAAAACAUGAGCAAUAAAGAAAUAUACUGGUCCCUCUUGGCAGAUUUGUCCUGGCUUAAGGGUGCAGGACUCGUGAUUGCA
This is a messenger RNA of Cephus cinctus (wheat stem sawfly), 1403 nucleotides long. RefSeq lists its product as uncharacterized. The record is from RefSeq and is a predicted model, not a curated record. Lineage: Eukaryota; Metazoa; Arthropoda; Insecta; Hymenoptera; Cephidae. The coding region runs from base 238 to 1155 and encodes 305 amino acids. The transcript is spliced from 7 exons.